CGCCCCGCCCACGCGUUUCCGGGUCUCAGUCUUCAGCUUCCAGCGUUCUCGGCAGAGAGACUGAGGCUCUGAUCGGGAACAGCGGCUGGCGCGGGCACCCUGUUGUCCUUUUCUGCACCUGCUGUGAAAAGUGUUUCUCCGCAGCUCGGCCCUGGGCUGCUCCGCCAGAUCGGGACGUAUAGGCCUGGGCCGUGGCCAGGGAGGCCUCAAGGUGGCGGCCGGAUCCGAACAUCAUAACCUUGGCUUGGAGCCGAGAUGACCCACUCUUUGGUUUGUCCCGAGACCGAGAGCAGGGUGAGCUCGGUGCUGAAUCGCAACACCAGGCAGUUUGGGAAGAAGCACCUGUUUGACCAAGACGAGGAGACGUGCUGGACCUCGGACCAGGGCCCCUCCCAGUGGGUGACACUCAAGUUUCCCCAGCGAGUCCGUGUCUCCCAGCUGCAGAUCCAGUUCCAGGGUGGCUUCUCCAGCCAUCGGGGAUGCCUGGAAGGUUCGAAGCAGGGUGAGGCACUUAGCAAGAUUAUAGUCUUCUACCCCAAGGACAACAACUCCCUCCAGACCUUCCCUGUGCCCCUGGCCGAGGUGGACCAGCUGAAGAUGACAUUUGAAGACACCACAGACUUCUUUGGCCGUGUGGUCAUCUACCACCUGCGGGUCCUGGGGGAAAAGGCAGCGUGAGGCCCUAGAUGGCCACCACCUCCAGGGAGCCCUCGGGAAGCACUUGAGUUCUGCACAGAGCGUUUAUUGGUUCCCCUAGGAGGGUCCCCUCCCCGCCUGUCCAGGAGCUGCCUUGGAGGCCAGGUCUGGAUGCCUGCAGCGUCGCCUGGCCCUUCCGUUCCCUGAGAGUCUGAGUCCUGGCGGUGCCUUCACUCAGGGCCCACGGGCCCCAGGCUGCUCUGGAAGAGCUUCAGGAUGUGGUUCUCCAUCACCUGUUGCACUGGGGCAGGGAAAGGGAAGCCAUGAGCAGGACCGGAAGUGGUUGCUGAGGACAGAGGGACCCCAGCCCUGGGUCUAGUGAGAGGCCACUCUAGACCAGGGGAUUCACACCCCUCCCAUGGAAAAGCCGCUCCCAUCCCACCAGCCUCACCUCCGGGAAGUUUGUAAAAAUUCUUUUUGGUUUUGUUUUUUGAGACAGGGUUUUGCUAUGUACUUCAGCGUGGCUUUGAAAUCACUGUGUAGCCCAGGCUAUCCUUGAACUCAGUGAUCCUCCUGCCUCAGCCUCCUGAGUGCUAGGAUUACAGGUAUGUGUCACCACACCUAGCUAAAAACAGUUAUUUUAAACCAAGGCUUCCCCUCAGGUUUUAUGUCUUCUAAGCCCACUUGUCCUUCCAAUCUUCGACUUCCCAGUCUCCACAACAAUUAAAAUAAAUCUCUUUUUGUGGUAA
Heterocephalus glaber (naked mole-rat) is the source of this 1385-nucleotide messenger RNA. It is a transcript of the gene Nr2c2ap, whose product is annotated as nuclear receptor 2C2 associated protein. NCBI's taxonomy places the organism in Eukaryota, Metazoa, Chordata, Mammalia, Rodentia, Bathyergidae. The record is from RefSeq and is a predicted model, not a curated record.